Messenger RNA from Racocetra fulgida, 171 nucleotides. NCBI's taxonomy places the organism in Eukaryota, Fungi, Glomeromycota, Glomeromycetes, Diversisporales, Gigasporaceae. The record is from the annotation of a GenBank genome assembly.
UAUAAUAUUGAUCACAAUAAUUUAAAUAAUUUAAAAGACAAUUAUUUAAAUAAUUUAAAAAAUAAUUAUUUAAAUAAUUUAAAAAGUAAUUAUUUAAAUAAUUUAAAAGAUGAUUAUUUAAAUAAUUUAAAAGACAAUUAUUUAAAUAAUUUAAAAAGCAAUUAUUUUUAG